Paramecium pentaurelia is the source of this 3299-nucleotide messenger RNA. NCBI's taxonomy places the organism in Eukaryota, Ciliophora, Oligohymenophorea, Peniculida, Parameciidae. The record is from the annotation of a GenBank genome assembly.
AUGCAUACGGUACCAAUUACUGCUUAGCUGAAUGGUAGAAUUGCAUAUAUUUAGAACAGGAGUGUUAUAAAAUUAUUAAAUGUGAGCAAAUAACUCAAUAGAAAUAAUGUUACAAAUUUUCAUAUGCCUGCAUAUGGCAAAUGGGUAGAUGUUAAUAAUUAUAUUGUAAUCAGAUCUAAACUGAAUAAGACUGUAAAUAUACAUUUCCAAGUUUGUACAUGAAUGUUGCUUAAAUAUGUGUAUGGUAAAAUGGAAAAUGUAAGGAUUUAAAUGAAUCAAAUAAUUUAGAUUCUGAAUAAUGUUUAUAAAACACAUUAGAUACCUAUAAAUGGACUGGAUCAAGCUGUGUAUCGUGUUUUGAAGUGAAUUGGUAAUUAUAAUUUUCUCUUCAACUUCCAAAUUAAUGUAAUUGCUCUUAGUUACAAGCUGAGUACACUUGCUUAUAAAAAUCUUCUUGUAUUUGGUCUAAUUCAUAUUGUUAAUCUAUAGAAUGCUCAAGCAUAAUGAGAUAAUUUUAAUGUGCUUCUAAUCCUUAUUGUGUUUGGCUUAAAGGAUAAUGCUAAAUGUUUAAAUCUUGCACAGAAUUAAAAGGAACAAAUUAAUCAGAUUGCAUUGUAUUAAGUAUUAAUUGUCCUGCAAGUGAUGGAAUAAAUUGUCUCGAUAGCAAAUUAUUAUUACCUUGUUCAGCUUAUAAAUCUUAGAGUUCAUGUACUAAUAUGUUAGGAAGAGAUGGAUUCUGUAUUUGGUAAUAUAGUACUUGUCAAGUAUUGAGGAAUUGUUAAUAAAUAAAUAAAUAACAAGAUUGCUAGUAUUUUACAAAAUAGUGCUAUUGGAGUACUAGUUGUUAACCAGUUAGUUGCUCAAUAUUCAACACUCCUAAUACUUGUUAAUAUUACUAUUAAUCAAUCAAUUCUUAUACUCCAGUCUCCUGUUAUUGGGUUUUUGGCCAAGGAAUUUGUGCCUAAACAACUGAUUUUAUGAAAUAGUUAACUCCUGCAACUUGCUAAACUAAUACUAAUUUAACAGCUACAUGGAGUAAUACUUUAAAAAUUUGUUUGAGUUGUCUAAUUCCUUCUCCACCCAAUCCAAAACAAUGUUCUUGUUCUUAAUUAAUAUCUUAAUAAAAUUGCUUAUAAAGUUAGUAAUGCUUUUGGAAUAUUGAAAUAAAUUAAUGUUUACAAUUACCAUGCGAUAAAUUGAAUCAAUAAUAAUGUAUUCAGAACUCUAAAUGUUGGUGGAAAUUUACAAUGUAAGCCUGCGAAUAAUUGACUUCAUGUAGUGAUCUAUAUGCUGGUUCUGAUUUUGAAUGCAUUUCUUAAUCACUAUUUUGCCCUUUGUAAAAUAAAGAUGAUCCUCCUUAUUUUAAAUGUGAAUCAUAUUCUUAAAUAAACUUUACAAAUUGUGAAGAUCUAAAUUAAACAUAAUGCAAUUAAUAUGUGAUGCCACCAUACUAUAUAUGCUAAUGGAAUAACUAUUUAGGUAAGUGUUAAUAUUAGUCUUAUUGCAAUUAACUAGGUAAUCCAAAAUUAUGCUAUAGCAAUCCUUUUUGCUAUUAUUAAGAUGGAUGUAAGUCUAAAACAUGUGAACAAUUUAAUACUUUAGAAUCAUGUAAGUUUUCCAUUAAUCCAAAUAAUUGGAAUUAUAUAUAAUCAUGUGCAUGGCUAAAUGGAUCUUGUAUUUCUGCUGAUAAUCUAUUUUCUGAAUAAAAUUGCUACAUUAAUUCUGAUUAUACUGCUAGAUGGAGUACUAAUGUAAAAGAUGGUUUUUGUAUUCCUUGUAAUAUUUCAUUUUAAUAAUCAAUCACUCCAAAAAAUUAAUGUUUGUGUUCUUAACUAUUAACUCAAUAUGAAUGUAAUUUGUCCUCAUGUUAUUGGUAAAAUGGAUUUUGUAUUGAUAAUAAUUAUGAUUGUAAUUAGUCAAAUUAGAUUGAUUGUAUAUAAAAAGCUUAUUGCUAUUGGAUUUAUUAGAAAGAAUUACCAUAUGGAGGAUAUUGUAAUAAUAUUCCUUAACUAUAAAUAUAAUAAUUUUGCACAAGACUAAAAGGAAGUAAUUCUUUAGAGUGCCUAUCGUAAACAACACUUUGUCCAGUUUCUAUAGAUGGAAUUUGCUAAGAUAGAACAUAUCUUUAAACUUGUUAAAGCAAAAAUUCUAUAUAAUUGUGUGCUAACAGCAUUGGAUAAGAGGGAUAUUGUACUUAUUAAAACUAAUCUUGUUAAAUAUUAACAAAUUGCACUCAAUUAAAAACUAUUAGUGAGUGUUUUUUAUUUGAUAAAAUAUGUGUAUGGAAUGCAAGUUCUGGUAGUUGUUCCUAACUUUUUUGUUCUUCCUAUACAACUUAAGAUUCAUGUACAUAUAUUUUUUAGAAUAUCAACAAAUCUAACAUAUAAAUUUGUGUUUGGAAUACUACUACUAAUUUAUGUACCACAGCUACUUAUAUCAUUGAAAAGUCAUUUCAAGAUUGUUAUCAAACAUCUGGUGGUACUUAUCAUUGGAGUAACACUUUAGAAACAAUUGGUACUUGCGUUUCAUGUUCAUUAAAUAAGAUUUAACCAAAACAUACCUGUUCAUGUACAGAAUUGAAUAAAUUUGAAUGUGAAAUAUCUAAACCAGUUUGUAAAUUAAAUGAGAGCAAUUAAUGUGUAAAAUUAUAAUGUUCUGAAAUAUUAGAUUCAGUUUAUUGUUCUUAAUAGAAUGAAUGUAUGUGGAAUUUAAAUUAAUGUGUAGUCUUUACUAAAUGCACCGAUUUAAAAGGUUCUAGUACUUUGGAUUGCAUUGCUUAAUCAAUUGAAUGUUAAUAUAUUUAAAAUGGAAUAUGUUAAUCAACAUAAAGUUUGCAUUCAUGUGAUAAGUAUGAAACUUAAGAAUGUACUUUUGGAAUAUAAGGAUCAGAUGGCCUUUGUUAUUGGAACUCUUUAAUAAAUUUAUGUUCAGUUAUUUCUUCUUGCGACGAUAUUACUAAUUAGUUAGUUUGCUCAAGUUUGACCCCUGCAUGCUAAUGGAGUUACUUUUUUUAAUCUUGUGUUCCAUUUUAAUGUCAAGAUCAUAAUUAUAAAGAUUAAUGCACAAAUGUCUUGGUUAAUCUUAAUGAUCCUCAAAUAGAAUUAUGUGUGUGGUAAAAUAAUAAAUGUGUACCGUAUGUAGACUCUUUUUAUAAGUUAGAUGAUGAUAUUUGUUACACCAAUUCUGAUCACACAUACAGAUGGGUAAAAGAAGAUAAACAUGGCACUAGAUGUAAGCAAUGUCUCAAGUCAUCAUUGAUAAACAUCAUAGCAAUAAUAAUAAUAUUGAAUAUAUUAUGA